CCCGCUUAGUGCAAUUUCUACCAGUGGGGUAGGUACAUCAUAGAAUUUUGCAAUGGUUCGGUACUUGGGAAUCGAUAGUAAAAAAAAAAGUAUUAUUAAAUUAAAACGAUUUUGUUAUGUAUUCUUUUCUUCCUAUUCAUCUAUCGCAGCUAAGCCUAAUUGUUUCUGUACUUCGUUUGCAAAACCCCAAUCUUUAUAAACUCACUCUUGACAACUCUAUCCUUUAGCUUAUGAUUAACCCAAGUCCUUUAACAUGAAUUUAAAAGUUCGCUAUUACACAAUACUUAGUAUUGCUAACAAGAAGAAUAGGAGCUACCGUUAAGCUUUAUCGUUUUAUUCACAUGCUCAACAAGCGAUUUCUUCCAGGGGACUCAUAUGCACUUUUAACCCUGAUGCCUAUUUCAAAUCAGAUGCAAGAGAUAGGGCUGUAUUGCGUGCUUCUUUCAAGUUCUUGUUCCUAUAAAUAGUCAAAGCAAACAACUGCGCAUAUUGAACAAGAGCAAUUACUACAACGUUGUAAAAGGUGCUACAACAACGCCUGUGGUAAAACAUAAAGUCUUGCAAGGAUCUAUAUUCGCUAAAAAAGUAAGGCUGAGAAAAGAAAGAAAGAAAACUAGUUUCAAAAUCUCUCAUAUCCAUUCAUUUUUUGGGCGACUAUCGUUCUUUUUUUUUGGUUCUUUAAUAAUUUUUGAUACUUUUUAUAAUGAAUUCUGGGAGUUCACAUAAUCCAGAAGAACAAACAACAACACCUCUUUCUGAAACAUUGAAUUUGCUAGACUCAAAUUCCUACCGGCAAACCACUUUUCAGGUCACUUCAAACUCAACACCGAAACCUCUCACCGAAACCCAAAUUAAAAAUGAUAGUAAUGGAAGCCUCUCUACUCCUAAUGCUCGUAUAAUACCAAACUUAAUUUGGAUAGAAGUUUCAUUAUUUCUAAACGUAUUCCUCGCUGGUUUUGAUGGGACAGUUACAGCUUCUGCUUAUACUACGAUUGGUGAAGAAUUUCACGCUGCAAAUCUAGCGUCAUGGAUUACCACUUCGUAUUUAAUUACUAGUACUACGUUUCAGCCUUUAUAUGGAUCGUUUUCAGACAUUUUAGGAAGGCGAGUAUGUUUAUUUAUGGCAUCGGGACUUUUUAGUCUUGGUUGUCUAUGGUGCUAUUUUGCUAGUGGGAUCAUAUCUUUAAUCUUUGCAAGGAGUUUUAUGGGAAUUGGAGGAGGAGGAUUGAUCACACUGUCGACAAUCAUCAACUCGGAUAUCAUUCCAACAAGAAAACGAGGACUGUUCCAAGCAUUUCAGAAUCUGUUAUUAGGAUUUGGUGCCAUUUGUGGAGCAUCUUUUGGAGGUGUACUUUGUGAAGCAUUUAGUUGGAGAUUUUGUUUUCUCAUCCAAGUUCCUUUUUCACUUUCAAGUAUUGCCGUAGGGUAUUUUUUUGUACAAAAUCAAACCGGCUUUACACGGCUUCACAACUAUCGAGUCCUUUUGAAAAAAAUCGAUAUAUUAGGAGGGUUACUGUUGGUAUCUGGGUUGACAGCAUUGUUACUGGUUUUGUCUCUUGGUAGUACAAAAUCCAUUCAAACAUAUGGACCCUCUCAAUUUUUACUGUUAUUGGGAGUUUUGUGUAUUUCUGCAUUUGUAUAUGUAGAAUCGAUCACGAAAGCAGCGCCGAUUAUUCCAUUGAAAUUGCUUCGAGGAGUAUACAGUACCCUUGUUUUAACAAUCGGAUUUCUCACUGGAUUGGCAGGGUAUGCCUAUUUAUUUACACUACCAUUACUUUUUCAACUGGUAUUGGGGGAUAGCCCUUCCAAAGCCGGACUUCGUCUUGCUUUACCGUCGUUGUCUACACCUAUGGGAGGAUUGAUUUGUGGUAUUCUGAUGCACCAACGUGUUCGUGUAGGACGCCUACUUUUUUUUGGAGUGCUUCUCAUGGCUUUAGGAUAUGUUCUUAGUUUGUUUAUAUAUCCUGGCAUAUCACCAAUACUACUAGGUCUAUUUUUGAUUCCAGCCAACGUUGGGCAAGGUAUGGGAUUUCCAAGUUCUCUAUUUUCAUUCAUUUUUGCGUUUCCUCAAGAUUCACAUGCUACAUCUACAUCAACGCUUUAUUUGAUUAGAAGCAUUGGUUCAUUAUUUGGCGUAGGGGGGUUGUCAGCGGUCAUUCAAUCGACUCUUAGGAAAAAAAUAUUCACUGACUUGUCAGAAUUCACUGAUCUCAAUGAAAAGCAGAUCCAAAAGGUUAUACAUAAAGUUACCAAAUCCAUGUCUUCUUUAUAUGAUUUACCAGAGGCUAUUCAGAAGAUUGUAUUAGGUGAUUAUACUUUUGCCAUUCGAAAAGCACAACAGUUUACGAUGAUUUGCUGCAUCAUAGCCCUUGUUUUAUGUAUUUUGAAGGACGUGAUAAAACCAAAGACGCAUUCUGGAUUUCGCUAUUAAUCCUUUCGGGCCUAUCUUUUACGUCGAGCAGCAAUGCCAAGAAAAGAAAUGCCAUUAUGGAAUAGUUUUUAAUCACAAUGGCUUUAAAAAAAAUACUAAUAAUUCACCUAUUUAAAGAACUUUUUAUUUUCUGAUCUUUGAAGCGAUUUGUCAAAGGUGGACAGGAGGACUCUUUAUGUCGGUGAGGUGGAUGGCUACAGAUCUCAUUCAAGUGUACAUAUGAAGGGAAUUGCUAUUAGGUUUCUUAUAUAAUGAGAGACUGGUAAUAGAAGCCUUGGUCUUGUUUUUGUUUAUAAAAAGGAAUCUUCCGUUUGCAUUUAGGGCUUUUUUUCUAUAUCUUCUUUACUUGAAAAGAGAAUUGGGCAAAUGAGCAAAUGAAUUUAUUUUAUACUUCCUUUUCUUUUUUCUUUUUCUAUUUUCUUGAACUGUUUGACUCUAAAAUGUCCUUUUUAACUUAUUACACAUAAGAAACGAAUAAUUUUUGUAAACACCCAUGCGGUCGACGUUAACGGUAGCUACAGGAGAUAUUUAAAAUAAUGCUUUUAAUAAUUUAUGAUUAUUUUAUAAGGUCUGCACUCUACCAGAUGUGAGAGAAAGGAAAGCAAAAAAUAAAAGGGGAG
Molecule: messenger RNA, 3051 nt
Organism: Schizosaccharomyces cryophilus OY26
Lineage: Eukaryota; Fungi; Ascomycota; Schizosaccharomycetes; Schizosaccharomycetales; Schizosaccharomycetaceae
Product: major facilitator superfamily sugar transporter
Exons: 1
Coding region: 704-2431 (575 amino acids)
Biological process (GO): transmembrane transport; basic amino acid transport
Cellular component (GO): fungal-type vacuole membrane
Molecular function (GO): basic amino acid transmembrane transporter activity
Source: RefSeq, a predicted model, not a curated record